AUGUUUUUAGAAUUUAAUAGGCGGUGGACUUUGGGUUUGGUAAUGUUGGCCGUAGUCAUUGUGCUAUGGGUUUUAUCAUCAUUUUUGAUAAGCCUCAUAUUUGAAAAUGAUGCUUACAGGAAACCGUUCUUCAUCACAUACUUUAAUACAGCUGCAUUUUUAUUAUACCUUUUACCAACAGGUGGUACAAUAUGGAAGAAUUAUAUCACUUAUGGUCACUGGGACGUAGAAAGAGAAUUGCGUAGAGAACAGGAAGGUGAGAGAUCUGUACAAGAUGAUAUGCAUAGUCCGUUGAUACCGAAGGAUAGUGAAGAUGAAUCACAAAAGAGAUUGAGUUUGGGUGAUACGAUUAAGUUAAGUGCGGAGUUUUGCAUAAUCUGGUUUUUGGCAAAUUUUGUUACCAAUGCAUCAUUGAUGUAUACAUCAGUUGCAUCUCAGACGAUCUUAUCAUCGACUUCAUCGUUUUUCACACUUUUCGUUGGUUCCCUUUGUAAUGUGGAAUCUGUUAAUAAAGCCAAGGUCGUUGGAUCCUUAGUUUCGUUCAUGGGAAUAAUGUUGGUCACUGGUUCUGAUUCUACACAUGCAUUUAAAUUGGCCGAAAAUUCUGAAGGUGUAAAGACAUUACUUGGUAACCUGUUAGCGUUAGCUGGAGCACUUCUCUAUGGUGUUUACAGUACACUUUUGAAGCGUCGAAUCCGUGAUGAAAAUAGAGUUAAUAUGACGUUAUUUUUUGGAUUUGUUGGUCUCUUCACCUUAGUUUUACUCUGGCCGGUAAUGGUUCUUUUGCAUUACAUUGGUUGGGAAACAUUCCAAUUACCGAAAACACCAACAGUAAUUACAAUUGUGCUUUUCAACUGUUUGAUAACAUUUAUCAGUGAUUACUGUUGGGCAAGUGCAAUGUUAUUAACUUCACCGCUAACCGUUACGGUUGGUUUAAGCAUUACAAUUCCCUUUGCCAUGAUGGGUGAUUUCAUCUUUAAGCAUGAACCCAUCACAUUUUUGUAUUUCAUCGGUGCAAUGCUAAUAUUGGGUUCAUUCCUCAUAAUCAACCGCCAAUCGGAAGAAGAAUUUUUGCAAAGGGAAGAAGAUGGUGCUAAUAACGAAGUAAUAUAA
This is a messenger RNA of Zygosaccharomyces rouxii, 1113 nucleotides long. RefSeq lists its product as uncharacterized. The record is from RefSeq and is a predicted model, not a curated record. The transcript has a single exon. Gene Ontology annotation, biological process: regulation of peptide transport. NCBI's taxonomy places the organism in Eukaryota, Fungi, Ascomycota, Saccharomycetes, Saccharomycetales, Saccharomycetaceae. Bases 1 to 1113 code for a protein of 370 amino acids. Gene Ontology annotation, cellular component: membrane.